Messenger RNA from Paramuricea clavata, 31938 nucleotides. NCBI's taxonomy places the organism in Eukaryota, Metazoa, Cnidaria, Anthozoa, Malacalcyonacea, Plexauridae. The record is from the annotation of a GenBank genome assembly.
ACAGUUGAAGGAACUCCAAGACAGACAAAAUGCUUUGCUAGAUCUGCAGCGUCGUGCUGAAAAUCAGUUAAAAGAAGCUGAAGCAGAGGUACUUUAUAGUUAAUAUUCAUCGCCGCAGAAUGUGCAUUUAACGUACAGUUAAAAUAUCCCUAGUUUUGUUUAUCCGUAUUCACCAUACUGUAGUUUCACCGUUUCAUUAAAAUUGUGUAUUAAUUUAUGGUUGCAUGCUUGUUAAUUUUAACUUGCUUAUCGAUUUUUCUUUCCUGAAUAUUUUCUCUUGUUUCUAGGGAAGGCGUAUUUCAAGUCUGAUGACGAAUGGGCAAGCGAUCGAUAAUGGGAGUGUUAGUGAUAGGAGUAGAAGUGGCACUGAGAGAUCAGAUGAGUCCCGUUCUUCCCAGGUAAUUUACUGUUGAAAAUACGAUUAAAAUCAUUGAGUAUACCAUAGAUGUUUAUUGUGUAGAAAGAAAUGAAGAAAAGAAAGGACGGGAGGAAAGAACGUGAGAGUGAGGGAAUGUGAAAACAAGGAAGGGAAGUUGUGCGGGAUAAUAAACCACUUUCAUAUUCAGAAAUGAGGUGGACUUAAAUAUUCUUUAUGUGCAUCUGAAUAAACCUUCGUUCUCUCCUUUACGUUCAAUAAUACUAGUCAAUUUCAGUCACAGAAACGAGUCCAAGAGGGCUUGUCGAUGCGAAUCUGCGAUAUGCUCGCUCGACACCGGCAGGGAUGAACCAAAUUAAACAACACUUUGUACUCGUUUAUAUUAUACUUAUUUCCGUUAUACUUUAAUCGUUUAUAACAUAGUACGGUACAAAAACGUUGUAACUAUAGUACAAGAUCGGUAGAAUUAAGCUAAGUAGUUCGUUCAAUGUACGUUAAUCACUAAUGAAGUUCUCGUCUAGACGACCUAGCUGUUAAAUAUUAGCGGUAUGUUAUAUGAAUAUAUUACAUGACACAAACAAGUUAGAAUUGAAAGGCGAAUAUGCAAAUAGUCUCCUAAAUUUGAAUAAGUAUCUAUAACUAUCUUAAAUUAAACAUAAACAAUAAGCUAUAUAUUUUUGGCACUAACAUUAGGCUCCCCUAUAAGAGGAUAUCCUGCUCUUAUACUCAAUAUAAUUCCAGUUAGUGCAUUUUUCUAUUAUCUUAAAACUGUCCGUUCUUCUCCAAAUAUAAAGAAGUGUCUACAAAUAAAUUACUAUUAUAGGUAAAAAAAACAAUUAAUGAAAUCUACUUAAUGUUUUGUCCAUCUAAAGUUUCGUCGUUUUCCAUCAACAGUACCAGUUUAUCAAUUGGACGUUCUUGGGUGGAAAAUGAUGACUUGAGCGUCGCUGAACGAACGAAUCCUUUCGAAUCUUGCCUUACGUUGACCACUCUUGCCAUAGGCCAAUCAUUUCUUGCGGUGUUUUCAUCUUUAAUAAGAACAAUGUCUCCAAUCUCGAUGUUUCUUUUAGGCUGAUUCCACUUCGUUCUCGCUUGUAAGGUUUGCAAAUAUUCUCUUUUCCAUCUUGUCCAAAAUAUGUUCGCCAUGUAUUGGACUCUUCUCCAUCUCUUUCGAAGAUAAACAUCUUCUUUUUGAAAAUCACCGGGGGGAGGCAUAACCACUUUAGAUUUCAUGGUCAGAAUGUGAUUGGGUGUCAAAGGUUGGAGAUCUGUGGCAUCACCGGAUGGGAAGGUUAACGGCCGGCUAUUAACAAUACAUUCCACUUCGGUCAUUAAAGUGCGUAAGGAUUCAUCAUUCAGGGCGUGUCCGUAAUCGCGUAGAAGAGAAGGCAAAAUCGAUCGAACUGUACGGAUCUGCCUCUCCCAUACUCCUCCCAUAUGCGAAGCUUAUGCGAGGCUUAUUGAGAUGCACAUAAAAAUAUUCAAAUCCGUCUCUUUUGAAAGUGUUCUAGGAAGGAAAGAAGGGAGUGUGCGCUGCUAGGGCGGACAGAGGAAUUCAGGAAGGAAAGAGAAGGUAGGUGAGGGAAUUGGAAAAAGGGAGGACGAGUGGGAAGGGGAGAUGGAAGAAAGGAAAAAAGUGUGAGUGUGGUAAAUGGUGGAAGCAGAAAACUGUAGGGAACAGACUGAAUGAAAAAGAAACAAAAAAAAAGAAACCGGUAGUGUUAUAUAAACUAUGUAUAAACAAAAGGAUAAAAUUGCGUUUAAAACGCAAACAACCAAAUGAGUGUAUUCUUGUGGUUCAUUUUUUAGCCUGGUACGGUUGGAGGUGCAGUUAAUUUGCGAGGACCAUCUGCAACUGGUUUACGCUACCCAAGUAGAGAACAGGUUUGUCCUUUUCAUAUGUUUUCAUUGCGGAGUUUAUUCAGUGAGGGUUCAAUAUUCUUGCUUUAAAUAUUCUUUGUCUUUCUAUUUAAUUUACACGAUACAAAUAAUCUAUUUACAAGAUUUGAGCUGUGAUUACACAGGACGUGGUUGCCUAAUUCAUCCUAGGCCCUGAUCGUAGCCCUAUAUAGGAUGCACGUGCUCGACACUACAGUAAGGCAUAACGGUUUAGUCUUUGGUGAGGAAAGCAAACCGGAGGACCCAGAAGAAAACCCUUCUAGCACAGGACGAACCAACCUUGCACUACUUGUACACGAGUUCUCAAGAACACGGAAGUUUAAUACCCAACCUAAGUAGUACUCCGUACCCUCAACCUACAACCACCGCUAGGAAGCCUGAGAGCACUUUCUGCAUUUUCCAAGAAUGAUUUUCCAUUUUCUAAAAUUCGAACAAAUAAUUACCUUGUUUGUAAAUAGAAAAUGCAAAAUAUUUUUGUUGAUUAGUGGAAGGGGUACAAUUGCGUUAUAUGGGGAAUUUAAAGUUGGUAUGGACAUGAAAAAAUCGUAUUGUUUGUCCAGAAAAGAAAAGAAAAACUACAUCUUAUUCCCACAUAUCAUGGUGCGAAAGUUAUAAAGGGUUAAAGAUAGCUCAUUAUGUAUUCUUCUAUCAGUAACGGCGCCAUGUUAGCAGUGGUGAACAUACAUUUCCUAUAGUUCGUCUUACUGUAGUAUUGCCCUCUUGAUGAUAUGUAUAUUAUUCUUUAGGCCCAGCCAAACAGAAAACCAUCUAAUGAACAGAAACCUGAAAACUUUAAGAACCGAAGAUUACCUAGUGAACAGGUACGAAUAAAUUAAGACAGUUUCGUAUUGUAUGUGUGAAUGAUUUAAUGAAAACUUUUCCUGUAUGUAUAAACAUUAUAUCCCUAAACUUAGGAUAGUAUAUUUUGAUUGUUCAUUCUGACAAGAACUACAACCACUUCUUGUAUAGCAGUUGUUUCUAGAUUAAUGCGAUCUAACUUUCAUAAAUACUGGGACCAAGGGCUGUUACAGUAUAAAGAAAACUAUAUCCUGUUAACUAUGUCAUUGAUAUGGAUGUUUGUGUUUUAUUAGGCUGCAUGGGUUGCAGAGUCAACAGGAUCUCUAACUCCAGACAAUGAGGUAUAAUGUCCAGGCAACCAGUUCGAGUUUUAUUUUACAGAUCAAUAACACCAUUACGUUUCGCCCUGCUUGAAGAUUUCUCACUUUUGACGUUGAGCCUUUAGGCUGGAUUUCCGCGUGCAAGAAAUAGCCGCUGUCGAAACUUAUCAGCCAAUAUAUUUUACAUUUUGAACGGGCAGUGGCCAAUGAUUUAUCUGUUUGAUCUUGAUUACAGUGAAAACAAGCGAAAUAUUUCUUUACGAGUAAAAAAUUCACUUAGAGAAUAAUGUAUGGUUAUAAAUUACUGAUUUUAAGUUGAUUUUUAGGCGCAGGCUUUAGCGACAGCAGAUGCCGCUCAGGAACGACUUGAAUUGGAAAGUAAGUUAAUGGAUUUACAAGCAAAGAAAGAACAGAUGGAUGCACUUGUUGAGCAGCUGCAACAACUGAGAGAAAUGCAACUGGGGAAAGGUACAGUAUGAUUGAAGAAUAUAAUAGGGAAAUUAUGAAAACCUAGUUCAAUAGUAUAUGAGGUCAGACAUCGAGUGUUCAUCCCGAGAGUGCCUGUAUAUACUGCAUGGCUAUAUUACAAUCCAAAUACCGCGAAGUGACGCGUCUCCGGAGAGAGAAUGGGCACCGAUUUUGUGUUGUGUUGUGUUGUGUUGUGUUGUGUUGUGUUGAAUGUUUUGUUUUGUUUGUGUUGUGCUGUGUUGAAUGUGUUGUUUUGUGUUGUGUUGAACUGUGUUGGUUGUGUUGUGUUGUGUUGUGUUGUGUUGUGUUGUGAUGUGCUGUGCUGUGUUGAAUGUCUUGUGUUGUGGUGUGUUGUUUUGUGAUGUGCUGGGUUGAAUGUGUUGUGUUGUACAGUACUGUGUUGUACAGUACUGUGUUGAAUGUCUUGUGUUGUUUUGUGUUGAAUGUCUUGUGUUGUUUUGUGUUGAACUGUGUUGUGUUGUUUUGUGUUGAACUGUGUUGAAUGUCUUGUAUUGUGCUGUGUUGAAUGUCUUGUGUUGUGUUGCUCCCUUUUGAGUAUUAUAGGUGUUGACUGUAUCGUGUUGUGCCGUGUUGCCCAGAUAUCGAGAUAUCGUCAAUGGGGGGGGGGACGAAAUAGGCUGAAAAAGUCAAAAUGGAUUAAUAUAUAGAUUUACCGCUCAUCUUGUUUCCCUAAGAAAUGGCGCUGCCGCAAGAAAGGAGUGUAAAUGAGACGAUUGAGAACGGAGAGGAUGACGUCCCCUUAGCCACGAGAUCUGCAAAAGACACUGGAGAUAAUGUUGAUGAUGAAAAGAUAUUGGAAGCCUUGCAACUACACAGAAAGUUAAGGUAACAUUUCAUCCGUGCAUUUUAUAGCACAGACAAUUAUUAUUGAGCACUGUUCAAUCUUUAAAUCAGGAAACUUCAAGACGUGAGAGAUAAACUUGAAAGACUUAAAGAACUUUUCGAAGAACAACAGGUUAGUGAGAAAGCUGUCUCAUUUUCCCGACUAAGCAAAGGAAAAGGGGAAUUUUGGUAGAAACGGUCAUACCCCUCCAAAAUUUUAUCGUACAAUACGCCGUUGGCUUGGCAUUAGGAUUAAUUUGAAUAGUCCUAAUACAUAUUAUUAAUUGUAAAACGGUUACUGUAACAACGAAAAGUGUAGAUUAGCAGCCAGAAUAGUUCAUUCACUCCAUUACCGUAUAGUAUUGUGCUUUUAAAAGUCUCUAUGCUUGUUCUUUAAACAAUAGGCUAUAUUAUACCUCAAAUUCAAAGUUUCCAAUCAGAAUGCUAAGUUUGUGCCGCGUGAGCAUAAAAUUUAUCAUCGAAUCACGCAUUCAUGAUUCGCGUAAACCACGCGCGGCGAUCACGCAAGAUGGCCGACAAAAUACACUAAGGAGUGAUUUAUUAAGUUUUUAAACUUCUUUUUUUCCAAACAUUUUGAGGUAAAUUUUGAAAAGUGUUAUCAGUAUUCCAAACGAUAUGUGAUUUGAAUGAAAAGUGACAAAUACUAAAUGUACGUUAAUUAAAAAAUAAAACAUCGUAUUCACGAAGGUAUAGGCACAGAAUACUGCCCGGGGGAUUAGGCGAAAUAUCAUUACUUCGGGUAAUAUUUCGCCGAAUCCCCCUUGCUCCAGGUCUAUAAAUGAUAAAAGUAUCUUCGGUGAUCAAUAGGAACGCUCUGAAGCGGAGAGUGGCGCAAUAGCUGGAGUGAAUGAACCACACCGAGCACAGCCAUCAAGAGAAAAUCGAGGUGCAGAAUUUCAACCACGUGGUGGUGAUCAUGAUGACAGUGCAAUCUUGGAUGAUAUGCCGCCUGGUAGCAUUGAUUGGAUUUUGAAUUCUGGUAUUGAUGACCCUGAACUGUUGACGAAACUAAGGUUAGUAUAAGCUGCUAUUGCAUCACCGACAAUUAUUGCAUCUCUUCUCAGUCAAAAAUUAAGGAUGUCGGGAUUGCUCACUCUUGAUCAAAUUCAGUUUGUCAGAUUUAUAAGGGCAGGAAUGAGAAAAGUAUAUGCAUGCUUCCCAUCAUUCAUUACCUAGAAUAACAUACUAUCUAGUGUAUAUAUCAUGCACAUUCUUGGCUAGCACAGUAGUCUUGUGUGCAUGGGCAAACUUUACGUUUUUAUACGUUUAGUUAUUUUUAUCCAGGCUCAAACAAGGUGUCUGUACACGUAUUUUGAAAGGAGCGUUCCUGUGUUUAAUUUCUCAUGUGUUAAAAUUCCUUUAGGCAAGUAAAGGCUGCAAAGGAGAGAGUUGCUAACCUCAAGCAACGUAAUGAACAAAAUAACGUAAGUGUGUAGUAUGCACUACAAUGGACCCCUUGUUGGAGCACUUUGAAGAGUUGUAAUGGUCCACAGCUGUGUAGUAGUUGGUUGAAUAAAAUAUUUUUACCACCAAAGAUGGGGGAUUAUCUUUGAUGACAUGUCAUACUGCAAGACCUGUAUAUACUUUUAAUUGUGCAUUAAUCCUUAUGGAUAAUGAAGUACGAAAACGUUUGAUUCCGUCACUGCACGUAUUGUUGCACGGAAGCUUUUGCCAUUUACUCAUAUGCUGUACUGUAUUCUACAUACAAUAUUUUAUAAAUAGCUAAAGCUGUAAGAAACCCUCCUUCUCACGCAAAACUCUCGUCCGGGCCCGGGAGCCAAUUAGAAAUUUAGUUAAAGUUCAUUAUGAUUAGUGUGAGAGUUAACCAAUCUUCUAUGUAUCACCACUAUUAAUCUACAAUCUGAAUUAUUUAAAUUGAACCAUCCUAUAAGGGCUUUUUAUCCGUUUUUACGUUUCCUUAAUCCGUCCCGUUAAAAUGUGUUCAGUCCUUGCGAUGAGUUAAUAAUUAAAACGUGUAAUAAUAUGUCCAGGUUGUACAGCCGUAUGGUAGAGCCGAAGCUGCUGCAAGUUCUGCACAAGCGGUUGCAGCUCAGGAUGAAGAUUCCACAGUUCAAACGGAUAAUGAGACUACUGGCUCUGUAUCCAGUUCUCUCAUGUGGCAAGAAGAUCCUGAGUUUCAAGAAAAACUUCGGUAGGUGAAUUUCCAGUAAUUUCGGGUAAUAUACACGCGUAACAUGGAUUAAACAUGAUCACGCCCAUGCCACCCCGGCCUAUACACUGAAUGCACUCUCCUAUUCUUUAUUUGCAAUGACGUAAUUUUGGGAUUUCAGUUGACGGGCAGGUAUAACAAAACACGGCUAUUUUAAUGUAUUGAUCGAGUUUAGAGACAGUUUAAGACUCAAAAGAUGAAUCACCGUUCAGUUUUUCUUGCUACAUCCAUUCUGAUAGGAGAAAAAUCACAAGUUGUCUGAUCGCCCGUCAUUUGGAUGAAAAGUCACGUGAUUGCAAACAAAGAAUACGCGGCUUCUGUUUUGGAGAGCAAACAAACCGUCGUAGGCUAGUGUACUGAAUAGAAGCUACUGUAUAUAUAGUACUCCUUAAACGCUGUGCGCCAUCAAAGCCAAGUUUAAAAAGGAAUGUGCCGCCCUAAUUUGUGUUACUGGGAAUUGAUUAUGUCGUCUUUGUUUAUUAAGAAAACUGAAUACUGCUCGAAAGAAACUUAAAAAGUUACAAGAACUUGUCAAGAAAACUGAGGAGGUAUCGUGCAGUUGCAUUCGAUUGGUUUUUAGAAAUAUUACUGCUAGAAUAUUGUUGAGAGGCACUAUUAACACUAUGCAUGCAAUGACAUAUAUUCUGGUCAAAACUAAAACAAUAGCUACUGUAUAUGUCAAGUUAGACCAAAAAAGCCUAUGAUCAUAACAUACUUUUAAGAGAAAUGAUUAGUCGCAAUAUAUUUUUCCGUGUCCAUAAAUCAGUGUGCUAAAUGUGGUUUGUGAUCACAUGGCCUUCAAUGAAUGCAUGAAUGCUGUUUGUAUGAAUGCUGUUUGUAUGAAUGCUGUUUGUAUGAAUGCUGUUUGUAUGAAUGCUGUUUGUAUGAAUGCUGUUUGUAUGAAUGCUGUUUGUAUGAAUGCUGUUUGUAUGAAUGCUGUUUGUAUGAAUGCUGUUUGUAUGAAUGCUGUUUGUAUGAAUGCUGUUAGUUUAUUUUUCGUCGCUAUAUACAACAGAAUACUUAAUGUCAGUUCCUUCAGGAAAUACAGUAGUUUAGAUUAGUUUUCCCUCGAAUCUCAAUGUUUCCCUCGACUUCGUGUAGAGACUCUCGGGAGAAAACUAUCUCCAUUGGGAUCGAACAUGAAGUGUAAAAUGUGGCCGUGGUAUAUACAGUAGCCUUUUAAAUAUUGAAGAGUUUUAUAGAUGGAAAUUUCGAGUGGAAUUUUUAUACAUUUAUUAGACCUAACCAGAAGCAGUUGCGAAAAAUACAACCAUAGGCUCUCUGGUAGGAAUCAAACCUAAGGCUCUAACCAACAGAGCUAUACCGAGUCCAGUUGUCCAGCUCUAACCGCAAGUUCAUGUAUAUCUAUAGGCCCUCUGGCAAGAAUCGGCAUCACCUCAACAUAUGUACUGUAUAUGUAUAUCACAGUAAUUUCAGAAGGGCCAUUUUGGCCCCGAAAAUGUGGCCGAAAUUUUGACCCUGAGACGGCCCCAUUUUAAUGGGGCUGUUUUGGCCCCCAUUAAAAUAGAGCCAAUUUGGACUAUUAUUAAAGGGCCAUUUUGGCUAUUAUGUGGGGCUAUUUUGGUUCUUUCGAAGGGCUGUUUUCAAUCGUAGAAUUAGAAUGACAUCAAUUCCAGCUCCCAAAAAAGGGCCAAUUUAGCUCGUACGUGGCUCUUUCAAAAAGGGCCGUUUUGGUGCUUUCAAAAGGGGCUGUUUUAGCUCUUUCAAAAGGGGCUGUUUUGGUUCUUUCAAAAGGGGCUGUUUUGGUGCUUCAAAAGGGGAUGUUUUGAUUCUAAAGACAGCACCAUUUUAUCGUUGCUCACUAGACAUAUUGAUAACCACGCAACGCAAGUUUAAAAAGGUGUAUUUACAAGUUUAACAUUAAACUAUGUAAAAGUGUUGUAAAAGAACUAAUUAUGCCAUACAUACUCUUUCUAACAAAGGGGUUAAUCUAUGGAAUACAUUAGAUACAAAAUUCAAAAGAAUAAACUCUUACAAUGUCUACAAAAGAUUAAUCAAACAACAUGUUAUAGUAAGCUAGAUCAUCUUCAACUUAUAUGCAAUGACCACAGAUAUACAGCAACCGUUAAUUCUAUAGUGAAAAUUGUGUAAUCUUGUAACUGUAUAUUAUGAUAUAAUAUCCUUCUUUUGUAAAUAGUAUAUACUUUAAACUUGCUUCAAUAAUUACUCUUCCCUGUAAAUAUAUAUGCAAUUUUUUUACAAACCUAACUAGUGGCCUACAUUAAAAAGCCUGUAAAGGUUUCCAGUAGGUCUCUAGCCCAACACCUUCAAACUACACAUAGUUUUGUUACUUAUUAUUGUACACAUGGGAAAUAAAUAUAUGAUUGAUUGAUUGGUGGGGCAAUAUAUUGAGGUGGUGCCGAUUCCUGCCAGAGGGCCUAUAGUUGAUUUUCGCAACUGCUCCUUAUUAGGUCUAAUAAAUUUCCAUUUACAAAACCCUUGAACAAUUAGUUUUAUAGCCUUGUAAUUACCCUGUGUCACUGUGUUUCAGCUUCCAGUAGGUCCGAAUGGUAGACCAUAUUUACCUGCAGAAAUUGUGGAAUUGAGUUCCAGCACAGACGAAGAUGAGGAAGGAGAGGAUACAUCAACUGCAGCAGAAGGUGUAGAAGGUGGACACGAUGCAGCGAAUGAUGAGAGGGAGAGUGAAGAAGAUGCAACAAGUGAAACAUUAGUGCAGGAAGAGACCAUUCAUGCUCAUGGGUAUGAUGUCAAUACUAACUAUGUACAGUGGCGGACACUUCGCGAAAUAUGUCUACACUAUACGAUACACGAUUGAGACUGAUAUUUUGUCAUAUAUUUUCUGCAGAGAACACCGAGAUUUUGGUGACAGUGAGCUUGGGUACAUGGAUAAAUUAACUCAACAACGAGCUGCCUUGAGUCAUCUCUUAGCUGAAAAACAGAAAUUGCUGGAAACACAGGAACACUUGCAGAGACUCCGACAGAAUGAUGCCAUGACACAGGUAGAUGUAAAUGAUGCUUUAAUUUGCAACAAUCGAACUAUAUCAUAAAACUCCAGUCCUCGAAAUUAGCGACGACCGGCAAAUGGCAAUUGCCGCCGAAAGUGAAAUUAUCGACGGCAAUUUUUCGCCGCGAAGAUUUUUUUGGCAUUGCCUUCUUUAUUCGAUUGAUUCUUCUAAAAGAUUUGCCGCCGUUUUAUUAAUAUGAACAGAUGACAAUAUUAAUGAUGAUUAUCUUUAGUUGCUCGUUCCAGUGUUUACAGAGAAUUCGGUACACUAUGACUAAGCUGUUGUAACCUUAUUUGUUUUAUUCCUUAUUGUUCUGCUUAUUAGUCAUGUUGUGUAGUUGCUUUAUAACAUUGUUACAAACAAUUUUAGAAUGAUGUCAUGUAACAGAGUGAGCGCGCACAGGCGGUAAAUACUGCAUAUCUUCUAUUUUUGAAGUAUUGAGAGGCAAAAAAAUGCCAUUUAACUUUUUAAAGACAAAAAAAAUUGCCGCCGAACUCUAAAAUAUCGACGGCAAUUUUUUGCCGACAAGGAUUUAUGCUAAUUUCGAGGACUGCCCCUCGGUUAAUAUAAACCAUGCGGAAACCACCAAAUAAUGCAGGGCGCGCCCAAAUUAGUAAAUUUAAAUCUGAUACUAUUGUUUUAUUACCCAUUUAGACUAGACAAUCAGAUAGACAUAAACCACUUGAAACCUUCAUUCACAACCCAACUGAGGCAAGCACAUCGCGACAAGGUGCGACUGCAGAUUCCACAACACAGACAUUAGUUUUCUCAGAGCCAAGACCUGACAAGUACCGCCAGCCUGGUAGGUGUAUUUAGAUACAUCGUAAUUAAGAUGAAGUAAAGACCAUUACAAUUUACAAGCAGUAAGAAUCAGUUCGUUUGGCUGAUCCAAUGUAACCUUAAUUUGUGAAUAUUCUGCUAGCUAUUCAAUGAUACGUAUGGUGCCCCAUUUACAAUCCAGGUGAUCUUGAUACGCGGAAAAAUACUGGCACUAGUUGUCAAAUAGAAAUCCAUUUUAUGAUUAAAACAACUGAAUAUCUCCUGUAAUAUACUUUAUUUCGAUUUCAUAUUUUUGUCAGAGCUAUAGUUCUCAUAACCAAACAUAAUUACAAAAUUUCAACUAGUUUCAUAAAGAAUAAUGAAAGAUAUAAUUGUCUGAAUACAUCAAAAUGGAUUUCUAUUCGGACAACCCUUUCUGAGCGCUGAUUGGCUAAAAUACGAACACGAGAUCACCUGGAUACUGUGGCAAUUCAUUCUCGAUAAAUCAAAAAUGCACAUUUAGUCACGUACAUUUCUACACCUUAUGUAAUUCAAAAUUAGCAAGGUGUUUGGAACGACGUUAGGAAUAUGUGAAAGCGACAUUUUUGGGUCACAAUGGGUUUUAACAGUUUAACUCGUAUGCAAAUUGUUCUUCAAAACAAAUAGAAUUUGAAGUUAAAAUAUAAACAAAGGUGAAAGUUUUAGAUGGAAAAUUAAUUUUUCGUGUUAAAAAGAUUGUACCUAGUUUAUAGAUUUUAACAAGAAUCGUGUUAUAGUGUAUAACGUAGGCUAGAAUGUAUCUUGAUGGUAUAAAAUAUUUGUGGUGAAAACAGUAAAGCAAGUGUAUAAAAUUUUCCAAGCAAAAGAUAAUUUUACACCCUGUGAUAUUGAUUUGUCUGUCAACUGGCGUUGGUGUCACAUUUUGUGGAGAUACUGAAAACGAUCCGGGAAACUACGUGUGUAUUGAAUUUCAAGUGUUGUAUUGAAAGAAUGUUUUAAUGCAAAAUGUCAUAUAUACAGGUACAUCAACGUCGAACACGUUGUUAUGGAGAGAGUUACGACGUCAACGUGAGCUACAGGAGCAGAAAUUAAAGAAACGUAAAGAGAGAUUAAUGUUAGAACGAAAAGGAAGAAGAUCUGGAUUGGAGAAUGCUUCUGAGGAUGAAGGUUUUGGUCGUAGUACAUUAAGUGCAGAUAUUACUACAGCAACCUGGGGCGGAUCAACACAGAUGAGUAGCACUCAGAAUGAUUCCGCUGUAUCUGAAGGAUCAUCACCUGAUAGCGAUGAAGAGGUACUGUACAGUUGUUUCAUUUCGUCAAUGAACCGUUCUGUGAAAACAGGACUUGGAUCAGUAUACAGCUAGUCUUCGUAUAAAUUACCACAAGUAUAUCAAGAGUAUCCUAACGUCGCGACCCUUGAUCACGAAUUUAUUGCACACUUCUAAUGAGGCCUAAUCUCAAAUCUUUUAUUCAAAAAAUUAAUAAAAAUUUGUAGUCCGUGGAAAUGUAUAGCGAAAUAUGAACACAAAUGUUCUAUACUGAUAAUUCUGCGUUUAUAACGUUCACUGAUAUGGCUAAAUAACGGUACAUUAUACAAAACGAUGGUUCUUUACUGUCGUUCCAAUUGAAGUGUUCCUCGAAUAUUGAUUCAAUACGUUAGCUCGGGCUGACCAAUUCAUUUCAUCAAGUUCCUCGAGAUAUUCAUACACUUCCUAGUAUAAUUGUAAACUUCCUGUUGAAUAGUUUGAGUGCACCAAUCACCUUUGUUGUUUGUGCAACUAACCAAUAAAUAGAAAGGAAGUGACCAGAAAUGAUCAAAUUCUUGGAAUUGGCUCUUUCACAGGAAGUGUAUGAAUAUCUCGAGGAACUUGAUGAAAUGAAUUGGUCAGCCUGAGGUAAUGUAUUGAAUCAAUAUUUGAGGAACACUUCAAUUGGAACGACAGUAACUGCAUUAUAUUUUUGAAAAGAACGUGAAAAUUUAUUUAGCCUUGAACCUCUAUUUAGCUCCCACCCCCUCCCCACUUUUCUAAUAAGCCCCCAAUCCAGAGCUAAAUAGAGGAAAUACGGUACUUAUAUGUAAUGUAUCAUAAAUUCGUUACUAAAAAUUCACACUAGAACGUUUUACUUCCGUCAUAAAUACAGUAAUUACCAUAAACACGUAAAUGUUUAAUUCAUAAAGUAACAAUACAAGAACCUAACACAGACAGUAAAAAUACAAGAACCUUCCGCUUCUGUAUUCUGUUGUAAUUUUCUGCAAAUUGUUCUGUUUUUCUGUAGCGGUUACCAAAUUAUGAGCAAAUAUGGCGACAAAAUUUAGUUUUCGUUGUUUUAUAUGAUAAUUUGUAGCAAAGGCUGCAUUUUUCGUUAGAUUCACUGUAUUUUAAUACAUAAAAGGUGCGGAAUUUGAAUUUUAUCACGGCGUUUGUCUAUAAAUCGGUAACCGUUACAAUAUAAAUACAGAACAAAAUACAGAAAAUGUCAGCAGACUGCGGAAGUGGGAAGGUUAUUGGAUUUUGACUGUAAGUUCAUGACAUUUUUGUAAUAUGUAGUUGAAUUUCACCAUCUUUGCAGAUUUUAGUGGAGGUUGAAGAUGACGCAUCAGAUGGUAUCGUUCAAGCAGAAGAAGAAGAAGAGGAGGAAGGGAAUUCUGAAGUUGAUAUAUUUCCAACUACAUCCACUGCUAACAGGAAACAUUUCCCCAAAAGUGGAGUGAAACAGAAUGCAAACCAGAAACGUUUACUAUUUGGUAUGUGUCAAGUAUACUGUCCAUUGAAGAAAAAACAGAUUGUGUGAAUAUCUGUAUAUUUGCUUCAUAUAUUCACUUCGAAUUUUGUGUUUGGUAUCAUUGUAGAAGGGUUACGGAAACAAGACCUAGAAAGACAUGAAAGAUUUAAAGGUUGGCAGAACUCUUUGUUCCCAUCAGGAAAUAAGAAGAGUGGCAAAAAGCCACAGGUAAAUUAUUUUUAAGCACCUCUUGCGUGGAAUUUCUCAAGCACGUUUCAGUCUGUUCUCAAUUCUUAAAAGAUUUUUCUAUCAAAAGGAGACCAGAAAAUAUCAUUGUGCGGUUACGUUUAAACUGUACAUACAAUGACCACGUUUUUGCUUAUUUCUUUGAAGAGAUAUCGUAUUGCAUGUGUUUCUCAAACUAUUAUUGAUUGCGAUGAAAGAUUUUCCUGUACUUUAAAUAGUGAUAUAGUGAAAGUUUAAUAGCUAUCAUACUAAAUUGAUAUUUGGUUCAGAUUUGAAAAGAGUAAUUUUCCUGGACAGUUGCAGUGAUAUUAGAGAGCUUAAGCUUCGCGUUCAACGACAAGCGUCAGGCAAAGAAAAAUUUUACGCUAUAAAGCAAUAACAAGUAAAUGGGCGUGUUGUUUUAUAACUAGAAUGCUUAACUAUUCCUGUGUCACAUGAAAGAAAAUAUGACACAUAGAAAUCGAACGAAAAUUAUGCCAAGAAAAUUCGGCCUUGCCGUUCCCGCAAACGUGAAGCUUAAACUCCCUAAUAUUUUUAUUAUUACUACAAGCCUUAUUUUGCAUAACAUGCAUGCAUGGUGUGUAUUACUCUCAGUGUGCUCACACCAGGCAUGCUGAAAAGUUUGCUUGACUCCGGUGGGAAUCGAACCCGAAUCAUCUUCAUUACAUGAGAUGCUCAUUCAAAGGGCCGUUACGACUUACAAGAGAAUAAGUAAAAGUAGACAAUGGAGGUUUUUGAUUGUUUGAUCUUGUAUUAUGUCACAAAAAAGGGCCCUUGUAGAACUAAUGUUGAAGGAUUUUGUUGAUGGAAAUUUUCGAGUAUGCCCUUGCCUGAAAAUGCUGUCUCUUUCGGGGUUGUUUUUUUUUGUUAUCGCAAGUGUGACUUUCCAUUGCGGCAUCGUGGGCUCAGGAUUGCACAAUUUAGCUAUAACAUGCUCACGACGAUUUUAGGACCAAUUCUACACAAUGUUAAUCGGAACGAAUUUCGUAUUUAACUACGUUACAAAUCUUAGACGCUGUAAUUGUGGGACGUAUUAUAUUGCAUUGCGCAUGAACUUUUCUGUAUUUUUCGAUAUGAUAUCGCUGAACUCUAUUUGUUUUGUAUGAAUUUUUAUUGUGCCGUCCUCUCAAUGUUUGUGAUCAUGAAGUGACGGCCGUCAAGAAGUGAAGAACAUCUACAUGUUUCAAAUUAAUUUUUAGAAUAUUGCGAUGGUAUUUUACCAACCGCGAGGCCAGUGAACGCCAGAGCAGGCGUCUUGCUACUUUUAUUUAGACCUAACCAGGAGCAGCUGCGAAAAAUGCAACAACAGACCCUCUGACAGGAACUGAACCUGCAGUCUUUAAGCCAGAGGGCCUAUAGUGGUAUAUAUAAUGUAUAUAAAAUCAAUCUACAAAAUCUUUCAACAUUAGUAUUCAAAAAUCCUUGUAGAUCUACAUGUGGAAAGAUUUCUAUUUAAUUUUUUUGAAGCGUUUCUCAAAUCCCGAAGAACUUCAUGAAGAAGAACAAUACAGUGCUCGAGAGAGGUCGAUGUGGGAGAGACAAUUUAAUGUUUUGCAAGGACAGUUGGAGAACACCACUUCACUUUGCAAUACAUUAUUACGAGAUCAACAAACCCUCAUAUCUGUUCUUCUAAAUCGCGGAGAAACUACUCAGCCUUCAAGAGUUGGUAUGUAGUCCGGUUUGAGUUGCAAUUUGCCCGACGUUUUUGGUCGUAUGAAUUUGUUUCUUCUAUCUUUAUGCCGGUUAUUACUUAUAUUCUCCACAUCACGACAGAUCAGUUCACUUAUUGCUUGCCAAUGUUCACCACUCCACGUGUCAAGUCGCUCAACUGACUACAUGACAUUGUUUAUUUAAGUGUAGACUAAUUAGAGGUCUUUGUUCAACUAUAUUUUAUGUCAAAGUUUCAUUGUUCCCAGGGAUGGAUCCAGCAUGAUCUUGGGGGGGUGCUCUGCCAGCUCUGUUCCCGAGUUGUGUCAUGUGUGCCGCUCGCCCAUCAACAUACUGUAUUGUAUUUGAAUUAUAAUUGUUGUUUACAGUUCGCUUAUCAUGUUAUUGCUCAAAUUACUGUAUCUCAUUUUGUCUCUAUCAUUUUUUGCUUUAUGACAAAUAACACACACCCCCUUCACUCCCUCUGGCCAGGGCUAGGGGGUGACCCCCCUCCCCCACCCACAAACACACAUGCACACACACCAGUAAAUCCAUCCCUGAUUGUUCUGUUCAUGUUAUGUUCAUUGUUCAUGUCACGUCUACUUCAAAAUUCCAUUGUUCCUUUGCUAAUUGUGUAAACCAUCAGAUAUUCUGCGGUCAGUUAUACUGUAUUGUGUAGUGUACCGUUCGUCCAUAAAUUAAUCUUACAUACUUUGAUAUAGGUCCGAAUUCCUUCAGUCAAUACCAACAAAGACAACAAGAAGCAUUACAUGGAAUUCAGAAUUAUUUCGAACAACAACGUUUCCUUGUGCAACAACAGCAAAUGCUGCAGAAUCUUACCGAGUGUUAUUCCCAGAUGCAACAACAACAUGAAGACAUGUUACAUUUACAGCAAAGUUUUGCACAAUUGUUUACCCAUCCAGCAGAACGCACGCCGAGUGCUAGACCUUCAGCUACUCCUAAUGCUCCAGCAACAUCUUUGGGAAAUUCUCGUACUCCCAACUCAUUUAGUUUCCAACCAUCGACUUCCUUCAGUUAUCGCCCACAGGAGUGUGAACGUGAAACACCUCCACCUUCACCAUUUACGGCUACACAGGUAUGCAGUUGUUUUUCUCUGCGUGGUAGAACAAUGGCAAAAAUGGUGAAUAUGCAGUUCUAAAUAUACAGUAAUAAUGUAAAUUAUAAUAUAGCAUUUGUAAAUUCUGAACGCUGAUUGGCUAAUAGCCGUGUUGAUAUAACUCAAUGUCAACACGGAAACGUCGGAAAAUUUCUUUCUUUAUAUCUCUUUGUGCUAUAUUAUAAAACAAAUAUAAAACAUUUUUUCCGUAUUGAUAUAUAUAUAGUUAUAUCAACACUCGUGGAAAUUGGGAAAACUCGAAAUUGUGUGAAAACACUCCGCCCCCAAUUCCACUCGUGUUGAUAUAACCGUAUAUCAACACGGAAAAUGUUUUAUAUUUGUGAAAUAUACUCAACUGUAUAAUUUACAUCUUCAUUUUUUAUCAAACUAAUUAACCUAUAAGCGACCUAGUCCUAUUGAAAAGGCUGUCUUAAAACGUACUUCCCCCGACCUCAAAUUGCUUCAUACGCCCUUUGGCUAACAUGCAUAGUCGUAACUUAACGGAGAAUUCUUCCACAGUAAGUUUUUUAUGCCUUUUUUUAUCUUCCCAGGCCAAGCCCUCAGUUGAACGACACGUUCGCGCUGCAGAUUCUUCAACGUUUCAACAGCGUCCUUAUGCAGCUAUGCCGUUCCCAUGGCUACCUGGACUUCGAAAUAGACAAUUCCAGUUUGUGGGAAGCACCAAUCCCGACACAGGUGUCCCAAGUCCUGAAGCAAGUACUAGUCGAGCGUACAACCAAGCAACUGGUCCGGUCAAACCUGUUUCAGCUCGAGUUGUAAGUGCCACAAAUACCAGCGCUGGAAGUCCUUCGCUUGCUUACAACCCUGUAACAUAUAGUGGUAAGUGUUGUACAACAUGCGAGGCCCUCCGCGUCUUUUCGCACGCGGCAAGUUUCCAUAUUCGGAAAGACACCUUCGAUGUAUUGAGAUAUUUAAUUUCGCCAAAAAUUCCAUAAGUAAUGCUUUCCGUUUCACCUUUCGCCAAACGGAUAACAAUUUUGCCGAAUUCCUGACGACUGGGGGGGUGCACACAUCCUCGAACGACGUUUAAUUCUGUCUGUUGUAAAAGUUUUGGGCACCCGUUACACCCAUAAUCUACACCCAUAAUCUGCACCCGCACUGCACCCACAAAGUUGAAAAUGCAAAAUGCAAGGGGUGCACUUGCACCCGCUGCACCCGUGAUUCCGGCAUCCCCGCCAAUCCCGUUCCUGGUAACAAUUUCUAUAAAACGUUAAUUGACGGUUUAAAAUUAGAAUGUAAACAUGCUAAAAUCUGUGUUUAUUGAGUUUUCUCACUCAUUGGUGAGCGGAUUUCCCUAUAGGCAAUAGCCCAAUUGAUAGGGGAUCCGGGGUACCUACGAUCUUAAUAUCCUUGUCCGAGAAGACGCGAAAGUCUAACCAUUUACUGAUGUCAAUGUGGGAGUGGAUCUCUGGGAGUCACUAAUUUAUACUCAAGGAAGCACUUUUUCCAUUACUUUCUCCGACCAAGGCUUGAAAGGCGAGCGUGGUGGCCACGGCACCAUAAGAGCUGGUUGUGGGUGUGGUUAUAAACAAUUGUGGGAGUGGUAUGAAUUUUUGAUGUGAUAAAAUUUCGUUAUAAGAUAAGUGAAUUCCACGUUAUAAGUACGCGAAAACAAGCUAUAUGCAGGCAGACACUGAUUGAACUAUUAAAGAAAACAAUUUACUCCUACUAAAAUGCAUAAAACUAAAAAAUCUCCAUGCAGAUUCUAAAGCAAGUGGUGGCAGAAAUGUCGUCGUUGGUAAACAGUUUCCUACACCUCUACGUGCUACAGCAGCAGCGCAACUAGCCGAACAAGAUAAAUCUAACUGGCGUGGAGUGAAGAGAAGAAGAGAGGAAGACAAAAUAGAGACUGACUCUAUUUCAUCACAUCAGUCAAGUUUACCUGGAGACUCGGAAAAGCCUGGCACGUGAGUAUGAUCUCCUAUUUGUUUAGCAAGGACCUAAAAUAUCUAUCUAAACUAUCUACUUCUUUCCCACUUGAAAGCCUGGUUGCACAUGUGGUGAUAUAAGCCAACUAUAGUUGCAAUUUAGAUCCCGCGCCCCCUAAAUAUUUCGCGAAAUAUCCCCAGUAAUUAUUACGUUUGUUUUUAUCGUAUCCGUUUAGGGAAUCGGACGCUCAAAGUGAUUACUCGUUGUUUGAAGCUCUUCGCGACUCCAUUUAUGCUGAAGUUGCAACUCUCAUAUCACAAAAUGAAUCCAGACCUCAUUUCUUGGUAAGCACUUCACAUACAUAGUAUUAGUGCAGAAACCAUAAAAAAACGAGUGAUUUCUCGAACUUUGACAGAUCAAUCAUGGUGUACAAAUAUACCAAUGCCUAUUUUAUCGUUAUUAGAUUGAAUUGUUCCGAGAAUUACAGCUACUUGGCUCAGAUUAUCUACGACAGCGCGCACUUUAUUCGUUGAGAGAUUUAGUCACUCGCUUUCUGAAGGACGACCCUCCUGGAGGAACAAUUGAGUCGGCUAUGGUAUAUUUCUCAUUCUUUUUUCUAUUGAUAAGAAUUUUGUUACCACUUAAUUUGAAGCUAGCUAUUUUCGCUAUGGGAGAAGUAAGCUCACGGUAAACUCAAGGUAGUAAUUUGUGACGGCGGCGAGACUGAAUUUCAUAGGCCAUUUCCGAGGUGGGUCGGACUAUAGAACGUACUAUCAUUCCCAAAUUACUAAUUAGCUGUUACACUAUGUCUGUUCUGAGCUACUUGUUAUCGUUAUUACUGUGCAUCAUGUUAGUUCACUGUUUGAAUUAGAUAUUUAGAGAAUACUAGGAAACACUCUAUAGUACCCUUAUUUCUCAUGUUCAAAAUUUGUUGCAUAUUAAAAUUUGAUCAUCAUGAACAAAGCAUUAAAGUUUUGUAUUCCAAUAUAGGGUGCAUAUUCUUGGCUGGCAUCCGCAUCGGAGCAAACACCCAGUGAAAGUGCCGGCUUUUCAGAAACUGAUCAAGAUCAGGUUAGUAAAUUUAUCAUGCAGGACCUGCGUGUCAAUUAAUAAUUUUAGAAUCUCUUAGGAUCUGUACGGGUGAGACUCUGAAAGAGCAUCACUAACAACACUCUGACAGAGCAUCACUAACAACAAAAUAUGACGACGCACGACGUAUUGAACUUCUUUUGAACCAUAUUACUACAGUACGAAGUGGGACAUUUUACAACGCAGACUAUGACAUACAGGAAUUCUGUGCAACAUACAAUAUGUCCACGAUUGUAUGGGAUCGUUUUUUGUGACCCUUGUUUUGCGCGCCUUUAAACACAUACACAUGUAAACGGGGACGGCCAGAACCAUCUCAAUUUAUAAUAAAACAAUACAAUACCACCCAAAUCGUGAAAGAAAUAGCGAAAGGGUUUUUUCAACUGUUUGAAAGUUGCAGGGAAAAAUCAUUGCAUGGAUCAUAAAGAUGUUGAAAUAUGAAAAUAAUCGGAUUUACCAUACUAAACAUUAUUGGGGAUAACAUAUUUAUUUGCCAACUACUUUGAACAUCUGCUAAUUGGCAUUAGUUUUAUAUUCAAUGAAUCAUUAUUCUCACGAUUACUAUACGUGAUAUUUUUUACCUAGGACAAAAUGAAAGUACCUGAAAUCUCUACACAAGGUAUCUACGACUAUGUCGAGGCAGUGGAUUCAGGAAGUUCGUUGUCCACACCAAAUAGCGGCAACCAUGAACCUUUUGCUUCAGAGUUUCUUGGUGAAACUGUUAUCCACUUGGACAAGGUACAUUUGUAUUUCAUUAUUUAAACGAAUUCAUGAUUUCUGAUUGGCUAACAGCCAACGGUGAAAUCGUCAUAUCAACUCAUACAAUGUCUGACCAAAUAUGUCAAUGGUGUUAUAUUAUUGUGUAAUAUGGAGAAUUAUCACACGAUGACGUAAUAUAUUCAUGCAAUGUGGGAACACGAACAAAAACUAAAAUUAUGUACUGCAAAUUCAAAGUUUGAAGUAGCCCACAUUUGACUUUGCAGGCAUUGAAGUCGAUGCGGGAACGUGAACACCAUGACUCGGAACGUUCUAGCGCUACAGGAAAUGAAGGUGCAACUGCUGGCGUUCAAGGUGACACAAGUUCCGCUGGUGAUGUAGCCAGUGAAUCCUCAUUACCAGAUAUACAAGUAAGUGAAAAUUACAAUUGCUUUAUGACAGGGAUUUAGUACAACAUGUUUCAAAUUUGGAAAAUUCGCUAUUUAGAUCUGAAGUUCUGAACUAUUAUAAGUAUUAUUUAUUGUUGAAAAGGAGAAAAUGGAAACUCUUUUUGAAAUAGAAAUUAUUUUUUUAAAAGCGCUACUAGGUUGUUUUGACUGCAGAUUGGAACGCGAAUGCUGGUGCUUAAAUAUAAUUUUACGAUCAGAAAACGUCUAAACAAAAAUGACUGCUGGAAUUGUUUUACUAUAUGGCAGUAAAGACGUGCCAAUGUGAUCUCUUUUGUUUAAAUAAUCGAACACGAUAAUAAACUUGGUGACGCUAACGCGACCUUAUAGCUUUUAAAAAAGUAGCAAAAAUUUUCCACGUUGUGUCAGCUUGAUUAUUCACAUAAUUUUUGUACCUGUGCAGGCACAGAUAUAUAGCGGUCGUGCAGGUAAGUUUGUCUGUGAGUAUGUUACCUUAGCCAAUCGGUGGCUAGUAUGUUAGCUCGUAGUCUAUCAGCUACUAUUAUUACGUAAUUACAUUAGGAAACGUUAUCUCCUGCGACGCACAGGUUAUACAGGGAGUACACCUUAAAACAACAUGAAGCUACGGAAGUUAAUUCCACGGGGAAAUAAAUACUCGUGUUCCAUAACGAACGACGAGCAAAUUUUUAGUUCCUGUAGCUGGGACAGAUUGAUAUUUAAGAAUUCUUUUAUCAUAGCCAAUAUAGUCUUAAAUGUGAAUCUUGAUAUCUUGAUAUGUCUUUUUUAGUCUGGUAAUCAUCCGUCUUAGCUAAAAUGUGUAAUAUUCAAUUCAGGCGAGAAUUUUUUUAUUCAUUGGUUUACGGAUCCGCCGACCGUAAAUAUUCAGAAAGUAAAAAAUUAAAAAAAUAAAUUUGGAUGUCAACAAUUUUAGUUAAUUUUAGUUAAUGAAGUUGAAUAUGUUAAUUGUUGUGACGCAGAUGCGUUGGCAGACUGAAAACACCCUCGGGCAGAUAGAGCCUUCAGAACAUAUUACUCCAUUAACCGCAAUUUAUAGCUUUGCUUAAGGAGGCUCCCUACAGUUCCGUGCGGGAUGUUCGCGGGACAAGUACGUGAACUAUCCCACGCAACUGCAUGAUCAAAACAAAACAAAAAUUGACCAUGCUUUUUUUAAAAAUAAAGCUAUUUCUGAAAGGUUUCUAAUGGAAAAAAGCGUUGAAUAAUACUUCGUUUUGAGUGCCAAAUCACUUGCGAGUCUAUACAGCAAUUCUACAUAUGAUACGAAUAUCACUAGACCAAAAAAUAGCUACGAAAUAAUAUUUUUAAAUUUUUUUAUACACUGCCAACUGACUCAACUGUAAAACAUUUGCAAAAUUGUAUACAAACGUUGUUUACUUCUCAAGAAAACGUUCACGUUUUUAGUCGUGUUUCUACAAGAUUAAAGUGAUUAUAUGUAAACAGAAAAAUAUUUCAGUUUCAUAGCCUAAUUGUUCAUUUUUAGCAAAAAGUACAAAACCAAACAUGAAACAAAAAAACACGUCCACCUGUUAAUAGGCUGUUACAGCUCAUAGAUUGAGUAAACGGCAGGAUUCAAUUAGCUUCAACCUUGUUUUCAUCGAUUUAAUCCUUCACAAUAAUCCUUGGCUGUCCAUAGCACUCAAAUAAAUCGAAAAGUUGACAAAAACAAAACAGUAAAAACAACAUUGCGGCUCGAUUUUGCUGAAUGAAAACUCGUUCUGCGCCCGCGUACAAUCUUUUACUAGUCAGCGACGCUUUUCAAUAGGGGAAUUUCUCGAGUUACACGAGGCUAUUUUCUAACUUUAUUUGCAUUUUACUCAUUAGUUUCAUCGGUGACCUAUCUUCAAAUUUUGACCACGAAUUUAUUUUGCGGUAAAUUUUAUAAAUUUCAAAUUUUAAAAAAAUCUGUAGUGUGGAAAUUUCGCAAUAAAUUUUUCGCUUUUAAAAAAAUCACACACUACAGAAUUUUUUUAAACUUUCACCACAGUUGCAGAGCAUCAUUCCUUAUUGAUAUAUGAAAUAAAAAAGAUAGGUCACCGACAUCGUUUUUGAGAUAGCGGCACAUUUAUGGGUUAAAUUGGAAGGCUUUAUGCUGUCGUCAUGUUGCCAUGGGAACAUUGACAUCGUCGAAAUCUAGUUCGAAAUAUUCCUUAGGUGGCCAAUAUUGCCACCAAGUCGAAAAGAAUUCGCGUUCUGCACGAAUAAGCCUGUUUUACGGAAUUAUUGCUUAAACAAGAAUAACUGUAGGGAGCCACCUUAAAUUGAUUAUUUAAUUUUGGGUUCAGACAUGAAGUACAGGCCAAGUAAACUUUGACUCUAAGUACUGCUGGCUCAUGUUAUCGUUGUGACAAUCAAUAUGGAGAUUAGCCAUGUUUUUUGCGUUUUUGAAGUUAACGUUAAGAAAUUUAAUAGAGAUUAUUAAAUUUGGUUUCUCAUGUUAUACUCAGUGUGUUUUCUUUUAAAUUUUUCCCGACCUACCGACCUGGGUUUUUUUAAGUCAAAUCCGUAAACCAAUAAAUAAAAAAAGUCUUGCCUCAUGUCAUUCGUAUUCUAUUCUCACAACGGCUGCGAAGAGUAAAUAUUUCGAUUAUGCCAAGUUAUAGGGCCAAUCAUAGGACAUUGUCUGACCAUUAUUAUCCAUUAUUAGUAUCCAAAGAUUGAUACACAAGCACUGGAUCGUCAAAUCAAGAAGAUUAUGGCGGUAAUCAACUUUUUAUUAUUCAAUUUCGCUAACUUUUACGUUAUAACCAGCUGCAAGUUAAUGAAAAAAUAUUAAGUAUAGGUGGAAAUUGACACACUCAUCUAUAAUCAGCUACCCACAUAAAAAUCUCACAACUUGUCAACAAGAUGUGUUCGCAUGCAACAGGCUUGUAGCAAGCUUGUCAACAAGUUGUGACAAUGCUGUUAUUUUAUCAAGUUGCAACAAGGUUGUCACUCACAACUUGUUGACAAAUUGUUGAAUUCCAGGACGAUAACAAGUUGUUGGAACAACCUGUAACAAGUCUGUUGAGGUCAAAAACUGUGUAGCAAGUUGUCAACAAGCCGUUGUCAACAAUCAGUGCGAACACAUCCUGUUGACAAGUUGUUGGAACAGCAUUGCUACACGUCUGCUGCAGGUUUGUUACAACUUGUGCGUUUUUACGUGUGUACCUGCAACCACUAUGUGGGGAUGAUUCGUUGUGUUCAUCAUUUUCAGGAAGUUAUACCGUGUUUAAAUGAUCACAUGGAAGACACAUGCUCAAUAGAAUUACUGGAGUACAUUAGAAAAAUGGUUAUGGGUAUGAUACAACAGAAAAACGAAGCAAAAGUAUGUACCUACAAUAGUUGUAAAGAAUACGAUAUUUCCUUCAAUUACACAUGUAAAUUGUCCAUCAUUAAUGUGUUUUUGUGACUAUUUAUCUUGCUCAAUUACAUCAGGAGUUCAGUAGAUUCUUCCACAAACAGUUGGAAUCCAUAUUACAAGAUUCUCUAGCGAAGUUUAUUGGAAAGCGGUGAGAAUUAAAUUUACAUUCAUGUCGUUCAUCCCUGGCGAUAUGGCGCGUUUUUCUUGUAUCGUAGAGAUAUACAAUCAGUGAUAAAAUACUUUGGACAGAAUACAAAAAUCGCGCACGUUUAUAAGAUGUGUAAUCGACCCCGGCCGCGCGCCCGUUCAAUGUUGUUUGGAAAAUGUUGCGAGGGAGGGAUGGUGUUGCUGAACGUCAUGCUGAUCAGUAUUUCGAAAUGUGCAGUUAUCUAUAUAGUAUAUUACUGUCCAAAAGCUUUUUGUCACUGUUUGUAGAUUACGAAGUGAAUUUCUUUUAAGGGCGAUUUUCUUCUUCUGAUGGAUGUGAACGAGUGAAGAAUGAGUUAUGAAUUAUUGAAUGUUCAGAUGAGUUACAUAUGCUCAGAACAUUCAAAACUCAUCUACUCAUUCACAUCCAUCAGAAGACGAAAUCGCAGCAAAAAUUGCAAGUGUGAACCGUCCCUUUGUAUUUCUUCUAGUAUGAAGGACUGCGGUGAAGAUCUACUGGUAGAUAUUUCUGAAAUCCUGUUCAAUGAGCUAGCAUUUUACAAGCUGAUGCAGGAGCUAGAUGGGUGUGUAUAUAUUGCGACAAUAAUCAAUAGAAAAAAUUCGCUUGCAUGUCAAUCAGAUGCAACUUGACCAUUUCAGAUGACGUAUCGUAACAGAUUCGUUGUUUAGCUUGUAGUAGUAGCAAAAUUCGCUUGCAUGACAAUUAGAUGUAAAUUGGCCAUUUCGGGUAAAUUUACAUCUAAUUGUCAUGCAAGGGAAUUGUCUAUUUGUCUCAGAAUAAAGUUGUAUAAGUUAAUUUGCUGUGUGGUAUUUACCGUCCAUGUACUGUACGUCUUCAGCGAGGUAGAAGCCUAAAGGAAACAGUCUUGAAAUGAGGUUGAAAUAUGUUCAACACUAAUUCCGAAGGGCGUUCUUCUCACCGUCACUUGGGGACGAUAAAGAAGAGAUCAUAUAUUUGUGUUUAUCAUUUUAGGGGAGCAAAGGCAAAAUUCUUCAACAGAGAACAGGUAUGUAGGUUAUCAAAUGAACUACAUUUCAAAAAUUUCAAGAGAUAAACCCUAUCACCGUUAUCAAAACAUUUUGCUUUGUUGACAAAUUGUAUAUCAUUUUCUCUGAUAGAAAUACCGGAUGGAAAAUGCGGCAGCCCGCAACAGCCGUAAUCAGGAAGACAAUCCUGGGGAAACUAGGUGAGUUUAAAAGAUUUAGACUGGUUGUACGGUCUCUUAUAUACCCAUCAGAUUGUAUAGCAUCUUAAAAAACUCAAUAAUUCAGGAGGAAAACAUAAAGAAAAAUCAUAAGCGUGUCGUGGUUUUAUAUGUGAUGAGAAAUCAUGUUAAUUUACAUAAACUUUAGCUUUGAUUUUCUCGGUUUAGACAAAGUUUAUUUUAAAAAUUACUUCGCCAAUGAACUCGUAUAAGUGAGUCGUUUUUUAAGCUAUUUAAAGCACUUGUAGUCGUGUUUUAUCACAUAUAAAACACUCCGCUACGCGUCGUGUUUUAUAUGUGAUAAAACACUCCUAUACGCGUGCUUUAAAUAGUACUUAAACCUCGCUAAAAUACUAAAAACGUUUGUAGGAAGCUUGCUAAUGGGACAAAAGCAUUUAACGCUAAUUAUAGGCAGAAGGCCUUCAUAAGCUUUUAAGCAAAAUAAGGUGUUGUUCAACAAUCAUGCUUUGAAACUUGGUUAUCUCUAAUCUUUAAGUACUGGUGUUUAAUAAUAAUAGGAAACAAUAUAUAUAUAACUAUCACGCUGGAAAAAUUGGGAGAAUGUUAAGUUCAUAUUGUUCAAUUAUCAUUGUUCGUUGUCCAUACAUGCUUUCUGCAGUUGUAAAAGUGGUUUGCGAAUUUUUUGUACUCGUCUAAUGUGUUCGUUUGAUGAAAGUUUCUCAUAUUCCUUUUGUGUUUAAGUCAAAACACGACAGCAGAAGUGAAAGAUGAGGACGAAGUUGUAGUUGAGAAUGAGAAUGCUGAAGAUCAGGAAGAUGAAGGCUCUUCAAGUUCAUCAUCAGAAUGGCAAGUUGUUGAUGAAACAACUGAAGAUAAACCAGAAGAUAUGAUGUCACGUGAACAGCUCGAACAGGAUGAAGAAACUUUAGGAAGAGAUAGAGAUGAUGCUAUGGCAGAAGAAUUUGAUGAACCAAGAGAGUAAGUAUCAGUUUUAUGCCGUAUGUACAUAAUGUGUGUUCCAUUGAACCAAUCAAAAAUUCAAAAUACUGCAUUUUGCAGAUGCACUGCCUUGGCAUAAAAUAAAUAAUGAUACAAACGGACCAACCAUGAAGUAAUUUCUGUAUUAUAUAGUUUUGACGCAAGUGAAGUAUAUCUAGCCUUAAAACAGAUUUUUAACCAUUUCUUUAUUUUCUUGUUAGAAUUUCAAUAUUCUUUGUGUGUUUUCGUGACGACAGUAUAGUCGCUUUAUUAGUGUUAAAGGCCAAUAAACUUCGCUAAAGCGAGCCCGAAGUAUAAAUUAUCGAUUAGUUUAUAUUUAUCCAUUUCUUGUCCGAAUUCGAAACAAAGAAGUUCUUUUUCAGCAUUUUACCUGGUGUGUUUUCCUGACGACAAUAUUACCUUUUGUUUAUUGGCAUAUAAGUCAACAAUCCCACUUUCACGACUUUGAUAACAUGCACGUACUUUUACGUUACUGACAAUCUUGUAUUAUUUUCAGCGAAGCCGAAGCAGCAGACACAGAAUCAUCUCAGGUAAGAUAAGUAAGAUUUAAAAGUUUUCUUCAAGUUAGUUGAUUAAUAUCUGCAUGAAAUAAUUAAAUUUCUUUCUUUAGUGCAUCAAGAUUGUUGAACUUUCCAUGAGUGAAUCAAGACCACUAGCUCGGUACGUAAGUGUUAAAUUAGCAUUAUGCAGUGUCCAGGAUAUCAGAUUAAAUACCAUGUGGUAUAUCCUAAAAUACACAUUUCGAAGUACUUUACAGUUGUAAGCCAAUACCAAUGUACUUUACUAUAUUAUUGUUAGUGCUGUGCAAACUCCGGUUUUUCGGCUCCGGCCGAAUUAUAGCUCUGAGCUCCGGCCACAUCAUAAAAUAUUAAAUAAAUAUUUUAAUAUUUUACGAUCAGAGAACAUUUAUUAAUAUUAUUAUGAAUAACCCUUUUCAUGCUUCCUAAUUAUCAGAUAACAUAACUCAGGAAACAAAACAGUGAAAUAUCUAUAUGGAAACCAGCCAGUGUUGCAAUUUUUAUAUAGCAUGACGCGAGGCAUGACGCUAACACUCUCAGACUCCACAGCGCAAUUGUUCGCAUGCAAACAAAGUACUCUGUCAUUUUCAAAAGGUUGAUAUUUAUUUGUUUCGUACUUUUUCGUUAUCUACAAGGCAUGAAUACACAGACUAUGUAGCGCUAAGUCAGAUGGCUUCAUGAAAGCAUUAUGACGUUUGUAAGUUGCGAUCGUAUUACAGCUUUUCCACGCUGUUCCUGUGGGCUGUGGCAGUUUGAGUUUAUGAUGAAUUCAUUAACAGCAAUUGGCAGUUUGCAGUAACUAACAAUCGUUUGACAUUUGUCUCAUUUCAUAUUGUUUUCUUGUCAUUUUGCCGGAGCUAGGAAAACGUAACUCCGGCUCCGGGCUCCGGCAUACAAAAUUCGGCUCCGACGGAGCUCCGGCAGAACUCCGGCAGCUCCGGAGCACAGCACUAACUACUGUAUACUAUAUUUAUGAAGUAAACACACAAAUAAACAAUUAAAAAUAGGCAUUCGUUGAGUCCAUAUAAGGUAAACAUUGCCCGUUAAAUAAGAUUUUUCGCUAGUCCAGUUAGAACCUGGCAAUUUCAGUCUGGCUCUCCGUGCGCCACGUUUGACUCCAGUAAGAUCCCAUUAGGCGGGCUGGCCCAGUUUCCAUGUAAAUCGAAUAUAUUUCGUAAAGCGAAUUUGUAUGAAGUCACGCGUCUUGAUUAACUAAGCCAGCCCUCCUUCGGGCCUCGUAUAAACAGCCCCGAAAUAUUUCACACAAUAAUAAGGAAGCGUGUCAGGGUCAUGCAUUGUUGUUUUUAUCUUACCCCCAGUAUGCAACAAAUGAAAAUGCUUUGUUAAGUACAUUUCCUUUAUACAUCAGAUAAAGGGAGAGCGGAUUGCCGAAGGAUGUUGAGAUAUAUGAUGGAUUAAAAAACAUCCACAUCUUGUGUGAAUUUGAGCCCGCAAUAUCUAUCUAGAAUAACCAACAUUUGUGGUCCUUGUAUGAUGUAUAAAAGUGUAACUACAGCUUAAAGGGUUAUUACCAUAUGUCCCGCCUGUUUCAGAUUUGAAAAUACGUGCAUACUAAACGCUAACAUCGCCAUCUGUAUAAAUUGUUAACAUUAAGUAAAACCUUAAAUCAGCUUGACAAAUCGCAAUUUGUAAUCGUAUGCAAACUGUAUUUAAUAACUUUUCCAGUAAUGGCAGUGAUGAAGAAAGUGAGGUGGAUAUCGCUGGUGAAGUUAAUGAAGAGAAUGCUGAAGGUGCAGUUUGGAAUGGAAAUAUGAAUGGAAGUCAAGAUCACAACAUGUUACCAAGUCAAAUGGCAGCUGCUAAUGGAGCCGAGGCAGCUGCAGAAGAAGAGGAAGGGGCAAGUGGCAGUAAUGAAAACAAACAGGUUAGGACACUCUACUCGUCUUUUCAUUAUAACUUAUGUGUAUUCUCAUAAAUUGAUAUGUAUAUUAAUAAACGACACGAAACGUAAUAUAUGUGAGAUGGUUGGCAACAAGCGGUGGUAAAAUCAUGGUACCUGCUGUUUUUCGUAUUAAAUUAAAUUUAGUGUUUGUCUUUGUCCUUGCGUUGACGGAGGACUGGCUCCAAGAUGUUAUUAUUAAAAUUUGCAUGUUCCCCUAAGGGCUUUUCAACAUUACAUAUGAAGAUGUUCUUUAAGUUUUUUCUUAAAAAUUUUUUCUUAUCAAUUCGUCAUCGAUUUCAUUGGCCUUAUCUUUACCGCACGAUAGUGAAAUGUUCUUUGCCCGCUGCAGUUCUUAGUUUUAUAACUUGGGAUAUCUAAACAGUGGUUAUUUCUAGUCUGGCAAUUAUGAAUAUCGGAUCUUUUUACAAACUUAUCUGCAAGGCAACUUGGCGCAAGAUUGUUCAGACAUUUUUAAGCUAUUACCGUGUCCUUGUAAAUGAGUAACUUUUUAACAGAUAGAUGGUUUAAGAGUUUUUCCCAAAACCUUUAGGUUGAUUUGUGUUGAUAGAUUCUGUAGCAUUGAUCUUGUACCCACUAAGAGGAAUUUGGUUUUGUCAGGGUUAAUAAACAGUUGCAUGGUGUUCCAUGUAUCAUUUAGUAGAUAUGAACUUGUCCGAAAACUUUCAGAACCUUGGUAACUUUUGGCAUGACUUAGUUGACGUAUUCAUUUGUUGUUUCUUGCUAUUUUUACCAAAGGAAGAAGACCAAGAUGACGAUCUUCCAACAAAAUUUACAGGCUUAACUGAGGUACGUUAAGAAUUUUAAGGAAGGAGAUCUGACCCUUCAGGAUAAUACCUACCACUGUGAGUAACCUGAAGUUCAGGCCCUAAUCACAGAAUAGGGCCUGACACAAAACCUGUCUAGACCGUGGGACGCCCACAUGUUAUUUUUAAAUACAGCAUGAUUGACAAGUGUUGUAAAUUUCGUAUGAUCUCGUGGCACAAAAAUUUAUAUUCUCAUGAACAUGUCCGCAGAGUGUGCAUUUUGCUUUUUAAUUAAACUUAAAAAUUCAAGGUACCUUUAUAUAAUUAAGAGUCAGUUUCUCUAUUUAACCGAACAGCAAACAAAGAUUUAAUUAGUCAGUUCUGUGCACGGCUUGACUGCCAAGCUUUCUCAAGGUCUCAACUUGCUGGACGCGGAUAUACUCUAACGGGCUAACAACAGCAACAAUGAAAUUCUCAAUCGUACCACAAAGAAGGCGAUGUAGCUCAGAAAACAACGCCGGUAGGACCUGAUAUUAAAAAUAAGACUUUUGCCGGCGAAGCCAGUUGGCAGAACAUCUUGGCUGUCAACAACAAGCUUUCGAAUGUAUGACUAGUUUGGCUGUUCUUCAGCGUCGUGUGUCCAAAAUUCGUCAAAGAUUUUGAUAAAGCCCUUUCAAAAUACUGUUUGUUUGAUUUAUUUUCUGCCAUAAAGCAUAAAAGAAAAGAAAUUCGAAGAAAUCGAUAAUGGAAUUUGUUACGUGCGUUUGACCUUUAUAUUAAUUGUCGCCUUGAGCCCUUGAUUAAAACGGUUGUUUAUGUGAACUUGCAACCAAUCAAAAUCUUUCAUGAUGCUGUUCAACCAAUCAGAUUUCCCGUCCACCAGAUGGACGGGAAUCCCACUGUUUAGAUAGGUUUUGUGUCGGGCCCUAUUCUGUGAUUAGGGCCUGAACUUCAGGUUACACUGUGAGUGGCUUUUUCACACUGAUCUCAUGGUUUAUAUUUUGGACAACAGCUCCCUUUCACGCCUGCUGCGCAACGUUUUGGGUUUUCACGUGUAAUUAUUUUAGUAUAUUACGAUAGUUGUCUUAUAAUUAUGAUUGAACUUGUUUUAUUCUUUAAGGCUGAUUUACAAGUGAAAAUAGCAGAAGAGCAAAGUCGUAAUGAUGGUAUUAGUGGCAUUGUUGUGUCUAUGGAUAACGGAGAUGGUGUGUUUCGUUUAAGUUGCUAUUUUUUUAGAAACAAUGUUGAUUUAAAAACGAUAUGCAGGGAAUGUGCUAUGUAUAAGAUUCUCCAGCGGUGGAGAAUAGGGAGUGGGAAUUUAGUUGGCUAGCAUGUUCCAGUGUCCUGGUGCAGUGACUCGAACACAAUUAAAAUUAAGCUAAAUCGACAGCUGCUCGUUGAGAGAUACAACUACCUGAAAAAUAUAAGCAGAAGGCCGAAGAAGGGCUUUGCUCGAAACGUCGUAGCUCAGCUUAUAUUUUCAGGUAAUUAUAUCCCUCUCAAUCCCCAGCUAUCUGUUAUCGUCGCUACCUACACUGGCCGUUCAAGAUUGGCCUGUCGAGACCUUUACCCAUUUGUUGCACCGUUUAUUAGGUACAGUUCAAAGUAUUUAAGAAGAUAUUGUUGGUUAUUCCCCCUAUGUUAUCCGCCACUGAGCUUAACCACAUCCUUAUACACUAUAUAUUCUAUAAACCUGCGUUAAAUCUGAUUUGUGGCGAAAAUCCAAAACAAUUUAUUCACAUUAUUAGUUCACUUUUCUUCCUUAAGACUCGUUUUUGCUCAGCAAUUUUUGCUGCGAUUCAAGGUGCGAUUGUCUUCUUCUGAUGGAUGUGAACGAGUGGAUAAGUUAUGAAUGUUCAGAUGAGGAUACAUGUGCUCAGAACAUUCGUAUCUCCUCUACUCGUUCACAUGAAAAUCGCACUAGAAAUCGCAACACAAAUUGCAAGUGUAAACGGGCCAUUAAGUUACAAUUGUUCUCAUGCACAAGAAAGAGGUUUCAAUCUUACUGUAUUAAGAUAUUCUGUCUUAUUUAGAACUUGCUGGAGAUCCCAACGCUAUCCCAGAACCAGGUAUUAACGAAUAUAAGCACUGACAUUUUAGAGCAUGCCGUCUGCCACACUGAAUUGUAUGAGCGCAUGCACGCCUUCGAAUUUGUACAAUAAUGUAUAUUUUACCAUAUUAGCAAAUUUGAUGUCAGAUUUACCAUUAAUUCUGUUACGUCUUGUGGAAAACGCCCUAAAUUUCGAAGAACUAUCAGCCUGGGAACAACUCCUGUGCACGAUGACUAUAACUACGUCCAUAUCUGCUUCCCAGAAAAUAUGACAUUCGUUUAUUUCAUGUCGUUCAUUUUGUUAUCCCUGGAAAUAGACAAUUAUAUAUAUUUUUGUCAUUUAAUAAAAUAUGAAAGAUCUUUCACCUACCCUUCAAGAUCCCUGCACGCGGCUUUAAGCUUCCAACCCCUGUGGAUUGCAUGCAUGAAUAUACGAGAACAAUUCUGAACUAUAACUUAAUGUUUCUUUAUAACAGAAGGAUCCGCUCUAGUGAAUGGAGAUGCCCAUGAUGAGCCUGAAAAUUGAGCUUUGGCCAU